UCGUUACAAAAGUUUUGUUUAAAUGAUAGUGAGACAUUCGCUUGUUUCCACAGUCGUUCAUUUUCACGGAGUCUCGAGGACUUCUCAACAUUAAUACUCAGAUAUACGAGCUCCGGCUUGUGUCCCUGAAGGUAGCACCACCGGCUCCCAUGAUGACGUCAGGCUGUGGCGGUCGGGGCUGGGCUGGGAAGAGAGCCGCUGGAAAAACGGUCCCGCACACUCCCACGACUGCUCCUGUGAGACCCAGUUCACGCAAACAGACCAACUCCCUCCCAUUAUUUUGGGAUAGUGUGGGUCAGUGGGGAAGGCCUCGUCCCCCACCCCGAUCAGGCUCCCCCACCCUGGGGCAAACAGGGAGCCAUGAGUACACCAGGCAAAACCAGUGGGCUGAAACCCCCCAGUAAAAUAGUGCGUCCAUCUAGUGUUCCAUCAAGGACGUCCCCGUCAUCUGCUGCAGCGAAGCCGGUUCCUCCUGAGAAACCCCUCGUCGGCGUGACCCCCCCGACCCAGGAUGGAAACACAGAUUAUCAGAUAGGUGACAGGAUCUGGGUGAAUGGCAACAAGCCUGGCUAUGUGCAGUUUGUCGGGGGCACGCAGUUUGCUCCUGGGCAGUGGGCGGGCAUCGUGCUGGACGAGCCCAUCGGUAAGAAUGAUGGGUCGGUGGCUGGUGUCCGGUACUUCCAGUGUGAGGAUGGACGGGGAAUUUUCACUCGUCCCUCAAAGCUCUCCAAGACUGCGCUCCCGGAGAAGGAGACUAAUGGAGGGCAGCCCAGUCCGCCACAAGGAGGCCCUGCAGCAAGCGAGCCUGCACCUGCUGCCCCUACCUCCACUGCUCAAGUCUCCGGCAUAAAGACUAGCAGUGCUCUGAACCGAAUGGUGGCGUCUAGCGAGUCCGUGUCCAACCUGUCUGACCCAGACUCCAUGAAGAAGAUCAGGAGGGAGCUGAGGCUGGGAGACCGUGUUUUGGUUGGUGGCACCAAGGCAGGAGUGGUGCGCUUUCUGGGAGAAACAGACUUUGCCAAAGGAGCGUGGUGUGGUGUGGAGCUGGAUGAACCUCUGGGCAAGAACGACGGUGCUGUAGCUGGGACCAGAUAUUUCCAGUGCUUGUCCAGGUACGGCCUGUUUGCUCCCAUCCACAAGGUCACACGGAUCGGCUUCCCCUGCACCACCCCCACCAAGACAAAGAGCUCCCGGAGGAGGUCCGUUCUGAAGAAGAGCCCCAGUGCUUCCUCCAUCAGCUCCCUCAGCUCUGCCACCUCCUCGAUCAGCGGCAAACCCAGCCGCGCAGGACUGCUGACAGAGACGUCUGCUCGGUACGCCCGUAAGAUUUCCAGCACAACAGCGCUGCAGGAGGCUCUGAAGGAGAAACAGCAGCACAUCGAACAGCUGCUGGCAGAGAGGGACCUGGAGAGGUGCGAGGUCGCCAAGGCAACGAGCCACGCAGGAGAGAUGCAGCAGGAGCUGGCCCUGCUGAGGAAAGGCCGAGAUCAGUAUGCCGUGGAGAUGGAGGCCAAGCUGGAUCAGCUGCGUUCGAUGGUGGAGGCAGCAGAUCGGGACAAAGUGGAGCUGCUGAAUCAGCUGGAGGAGGAAAAGAGGAAAGUGGAGGACCUGCAGUUUCGUGUGGAGGAAGCGUGCAUCACCAGAGGAGACCUGGAGACGCAGACCAGGCUGGAGCAUGCCCACAUAAAGGAGCUUGAGCAGAGCCUGCUCUUUGAAAAGACCAAAGCUGAAAAACUCCAGAGGGAUUUAGAGGACUCUAGGGUGGUCACGGUGUCUGAGCGCUCCCGGAUCAUGGAGCUGGAGAGGGAGGUGGCAGACCUCCAGCUCAGGCUCCGGGCGUCCCAGCAGAAGGAGGACGCUGCGUCUCUGUCGCAGCAGCAGAUCAGCAGCCUCAAGACUCAGGUUCAGUCUCAGGAGAAGAAGGUCAGUGAGCUGAGUGUCGACCUGGAGAGCAAACAGAAAGAGCUUCAGUCUGUGCUGAAAGAUAGGACGUCUCUGCAGGAGCAGCUGACCGACCAGAGACAAAAGCUUGAGAUCGCUGAGGAGGAGAAUGAGAAGAUGGCAAAGAACGCACAGGAGCUGGAGGAAAGUGUGCAGCGUUCAAAGGCGGACCUCCAAACCCUGAUGAAAGAGAGUCAGCUCAGAGAAACCCAUCUGAAAGACAAGCUAACAGAGCUCGAGGCUUUGAAAGAGCAGAAUUCCAAACACCAGGAAGAGCUCAGCCUGUCGAAGCAGCGAAGCAGCUCAGAGAAACAGCGGAUCAGUGUCCUCUGCAAGGAAAUCGAGGAGCUGAAGCUGGCCUCCCACAAGUCUCAGCAUCCGGACCAGCUCAAUGACGAACACUACGGUCAGCAGGCAGACAUGAAGCCCAGAGAAACCAUCUCUAAUCCAGACGUAGAGGGGGAACUAAACCUGCACAAACCCACGGGCUCUUUAACCUCCGACAGAGACAGGGAGCUGGAAACUCUGAGGAAUGAGGUUGCCGUGCUGCGAGGAGAGAACGCCAUGGCCAAGACGCUGCAGUCGGCCGUGGAGACGCUGGCGAAGGACAAAGCUCAUCUGAAGGGUCGGGUUCAAAGUCUAGAGCAAAGGCUGAUGGGAACACAGACCUCAGAGGGGGGAGACAGGGAGGCUCCCCCUUCGGGUGACUUGGCUCUGCAGCGGCUGAGAGAGGAGAAGGAGUUUGCUGAGGGACAGAUCAACUUCCUGAACAGCGUGAUUGUGGACCUGCAGAGGAAGAACGAGGAGCUGAAGAUCAAGUUGAAGAAGCUUGCUCUGUCUGAGUUUAAUGGAAACGAGGAGACAGACGGGUUUGACGGCAGCAUGUCGAAGCGUGACAAGAGAGCCACCCCUCGUCUCUUCUGUGACAUCUGCGACUGCUUUGACCUCCACGACACGGAGGACUGUCCCACUCAGGCUCAGAGCCCCGACUCUGUACCACACACCACCUACCACGGGAACCCGGCAGACGAGAGGCCGUACUGCGACAUCUGUGAGGCCUUCGGUCACACCACCGAAUCCUGCAACGACGACCAGACCUUCUGAAGCUGUUUACUUCCUCCUCUCCUUAAACGCUUCUCAUAAUCCCGCCCUACAUGACAGACCCCAGCCCAGAGUUUUCCAUGAUGUAUUUUUAUACAGUAUCGAUGCGUGUAACGAGUAGCCGCUGUCCUAAUUUAAAUCCUCGUGUUCGGACUAUCAUGCAGAAAUUCUUGUCCAAACAUGCUUCUCUGGUGCAAUAUUGAUAUUUAUAACUAACACAAUUUGCUCUGUCCACUCGAAGUUUUUAACAUGUUGUUUUCUACAGGAAGUAGAAGUAAGUGGUUUUCCUGUUUCUCAUACUUUAUUUAUUAUUGGCAACAAGGUGAUGCAACCAAAUGAAGCCCAGGUGAAAAUGAAGCAGUUAGGAAAUGUGUCAGCCAGUCAGAGCUCCUAACACUCCUAACAAAUCAUUUAUGUAGGUAACAUUUAGUAAAGCUGCUAUGGAGAAGCUACAGAACAAGCUAGGUUUUAAACGCAAACAUGGUGGCUGAACCCCUCCCCCUAGAUAUUUUCCCUGACAUUCUUCUGCUGGAACUGGAAACCCGCAACGCUGGAGGAAACGAGAGAGCGCUAAACACCAGUCGUCAUUUUCUAGGUCCUAACGUCUUUUAUUGUCUGCAACUUCAAACUGUGUUUUUGCUUUUGGGACUCUGGUAGUUUGUCCUAAAGUUGAAGUGGUAGCAGCCGGCUGUUUCUCCUUCUCUGAUAUUAUUGAGCGGAGAACCUCUCACAGCAGUGGUGUUCUGUUGCUAAAUACGUGAGCGUGUGAUGAGUCGCAAAAAGAAAAACACCAUUUGAAGUCACGAAGAAAAAAAGACGUUUGGACCUAAAAAAAAUGGCAACUGGUGUUUAGUGCUCUGAUUUUCUGUGGUAUCACUGGUUUCCAGUUCUGGCAGAAGCAUCUCAGGGAAGAUACCUGAUGGGAAGGCUGAAUGAUCCAUGUCUGUGGUCAAAACCCGGCUUGUUUGCAGAUUUGUUAUAACAGCUUCAAACCCGUGCUCUUUUGGGCCGACUUGCUUCCAUGUUUAGUUUAAACUCAUCAUUCUACUAAAUACAGAUGUUUUUGUUAGUUAGUUAGUUAGUUAGUUAGUUAGUUGUAGUAUUUCCAAAGCUGAGGUAGGGAUAUUUUGUACCAAAAACAGCAACAAUAUUUUGGUACGAAAGUCAUGGAAGAGCCCAACUUUUUUUUCUAGAAAGUAAAUAGAUGGUGGUGGAAAAAUGCAAGAGAAAAAAUGUUAGCAGUUGUAUAUUUUUAUUGAAAAAAAUGUAAUAUUCAAAGAGAAAUCUUAAAGGUAGAGUGUAAGUCCUGGAAAAAAUGUUCUAGCAAGCUACAUUUGUAAAAGUCCUAAUUCAAACCCAUUUUGUUAGGCUCCGCCCCCAAAGCCACACAUCCGAAAUACAAGAAAAUGGACACAUUGGAUAUUGUCAAACAACCAUAAAACAUAAUGUUAUCUUACCUUUUCAACUUGUUGUUGGCACCUUUUCUGCCAUAAUACCCAACAAAGCACACCUACAUAACAGCCAUAGAGCCUCCAGGGUUGAUUUUACUUGGUGUAAUAAAUGCAUGAACUAGUUUUUCAGCAUCACUCCUGGAAAGGAUGCUUCUAAUCUUAGCAAUAUUCAGAGGUGGGAAAAGGAAAUAGUACAAACCUGUUUAACCUGGGAUUUGAAUGACAUGUCCUGGUCAAAGAUAACACCAAGGUUCCUUACUUUGUUCUCGGAGAUUAAUGUAAUGCCAUUCAGGUCAGGCGAUUGACUAAGCAAUUUCCUUUUCUGGAUUUCUGGUCCAAAGAUGAGAACUUCCGUCUUGUCUUGAUUUAAAAGCAAAAAGUUUAGAGUCAUCCAAUUUUUAUGUCCUCAAGACAAGCCUGUAAUCUACCCAACCGAUUAGGUUCAUCAGGGUUAAUGGAUAAAUAUAACUGAGUAUCGUCAGCAUAACAGUGGAAGUUUAUCCCAUGCUGUCUAAUGAUUUUACCAAUUGGGAGCAUAUAUAUAAUAAAAAGAAUUGUCCAAGCACUGAACCCUGUGGUACUCCACAAGUAACCCUGGAGUAUGAAGAAGAUUUGUCAUGUACAUUUACAAAAUGAAAUCUGUCAGACAGGUAGGAUUUAAACCAGCCUAGCGCUGUUCCUUUGAUCCCUACAACAUGUUCAAGACUUUCUACAAGAACAUUGUGAUCUACUGUGUCAAAGGCAGCACUGAGAUCUAACAAGACUAGAACAGACACAAGAUUCUUAUCUGAGGCCAUGAGAAUAUCAUUUGUAACUCUCACUAAUGCAGUUUCAGUGCUGUGAUACUCUCUAAAACCAGACUGAAAUUCCUCAAACAGAGCAUUCGUGUUUAAAUGCUGACAUACUUGGAUGGCCACUAUUUUCUCCAGGACUUUGGAUAAAAAUGGAAGGUUAGAUAUUGGUCUAUAAUUCAUUGGGUCAUCUGGAUCCAGAGAAGGCUUCUUAAGUGAAGGUUUGAUUACAGCAACCUUAAAAUCCUGUGGUACAUACCCAUUUACUAAGGAUAGAUUGAUUAUAUCUAGAAUGGGGGCAGUAACCAAAGGAAAUGCUUCUUUAAAUAAUUUGGUUGGGAUUGGAUCCAAAAUGCAAGUUGAAGGUUUAGAUGAAGCUAAUAUUUUUGAUAACUCUGAAAGCUCAACUGGAUCGAAACGGUUCAAGCACAGAUGAGGUUCUACAGUCACCUCUGAUGCUGCCUCACUUACCGAGGAAGAAGAAAUCGCAUUAGGGAGGAUGCUAAAGAUUUUGUUUCUAAUAGAAUUAAUUUUACUUGUAAAAAAUCCCAUGAAGUCAUUGCUGCUGAGGGCUAAGGGAAUAGAUGGCUCAGAGCUAUGAUUCUGUGUAAGUUUAGCAACUGUACUGAAAAGAAAUUUAGGAUUAUUCUUAUUCUCCUCAAUUAAUGCUGAGAAAUAAGCAGUUCUAGUUUGUCAAAGCUUGUUUUUAUAAAGCACAAGACUAUUUUUCCAGGAUAGGUAGGCCUCCUCAUGGUGCGUAGAGCGCCAUGUUCUCUCCAAUUUCCUAGAGUUUUGUUUUAUAAAUGAUAAAUGACCCGCACUUGUAUAGCGCCUCUCAGAGUAAGGACUCCAAAGCGCUUUACACUACAGUGUAUCAUUCAUCCAUUCACACACUGAUGGUGAUGAGCUACGAUGUAGCCACAGCUGUCCUGGGGCGCACUGACAGAGGUUUGUAAAUCAGAAUUAAACCAGGGAGCCAACUUCCUGUGCUUAAUUACCUUCUUUAUUAAAGGGGCAACAUCAUCUAAUGCCACACGUAAAGAAGAAGUAACAUUAUGAACUAAAUCAUGAAUUUGUGAGGGGCUAGAAAUGAAAAUAUUGCCCUCUGCUACGUGCCUCUGAGAUGCUGAAGAUGGUAAAGAUGGAGCAGUUGAUUUACACCAUUUACAAUUAUUUUUUUUUUUUGACUAAACAUUUAAUUGACUGGCUGCCAUCAGUGUGUGAAGAGCAUUUCAAGUAAAUAGUAAAAAAAAAGGCUUCAGAAAAAUGUCUCAUAAUCCUCUUUAAACACGAUAUUUAUCCAAUAUCCUUAGAAGGAAAACUACCCAGUGAGUUAUAAUACCCAGACCAACAGUUUAUCAUUACAUCUGCUUUCCAACACAACCCAUCACUUUAUUAUAGCUAUGCAUUUUAAUAUAUUGUCUCAGUUUUUCUUAAACAUUUCAUCCUUUGGACAUAUUACUACUUUAUUACCAGUAUAACUGAAGUUACUGUAUGAAUACUAUUAGAUCACACUGUUACUUUUAUUCUCAGAAUUGUUUUAUUUUCCACUUUAUUUUAUAAAUACCAUGAUCAUUGGUCAUUAUUUUAUUAUCAUGUCUUAUUUUCUGUGAAAACUCUUCUCGUAUUUUCAAACGUAAUUUUAUACCUCAUGUUGACUAAAGGAAUAUAUUUUUAUUUGUAAAAUGGGUCAAGCUUAGUUUUGGGUUUAAAACUUUUAUUUUAACACAAAUGAAAUCCUAUAAAUCAAGAUCCAGUUAUUGUUGUCCUUCUGCACUUUCAGCCUUAACCUCACCUGUUGAUAGGUGAACCGAGGAGUUUUAGUUUUGUUAUUCUUGUUUUAAUCUUAACAAUACAGAUGAAGACUCAAGAAAAAUGUCAAGUCAACCUCAAGCUAAAGCUUCAAUAGCAAAUCUGCUAAACAAGCUAGCUUUUCACCCUGAACACGGUCAUGGAACACUCACCCCUUCAUCCCUAGGCCCACAUCUUUCUGAUACCAGAGGAAACAAGAGAGCGCUAAACACCAGUCGCCGUUAUUUAGGUCUAAACAUAUUUUGUUGUCUGUGACUUCAAACUGUGUUUAUCUGUUUGGGACUCUGGCAGUUUGUCCUAAAGCUGAAGUGGUAGCAGCCGGCUGUUUCUCCUCUGAUAUUAUUGAGCGGAGAACCUCUCACACCAGUGGUAACCUGCUGCUAAAUAUGCGAGUGUGUGAUGAGUGGAGGACCCAUGGAAGUGCUGAGACCGAGAACUGGAUGGUCCAAUCAUUGGUUUCGGACCGAGCCGUGUUAUUGGCUGAGGUUUUUAGACAAAUGCGAGAGAAUCACUUCAUUAUUGUUUGAAUGCUGUUAAGCAUUCAGCAGCUUCAGCAAUCCGUUUCUGAAUUCGGCUUAUGCUACUCAUUUCACAGUUCAACUAAAUAUAAAAAUGAAACUGUUAAACUAGUCCUACUGAAAUAACAGGUGUUUAGACAUUUUUGCUGUCCAGAUUUUUAAAUAAUGUUCAGAUUUCAGUUUUCUGCUGUUUAGGAUUGUUUUCUCCGUUCUUCUCUUUGUGCUUUAUUUACAUUUUGGUGCUUUUUGCUUCUACAUCUUUCAAAACAUUCAGCUCAUUUUAACAGUUUUGCUUCGCUUCAGCUUCAGCAAUUAGUUUCUGAAUUCAGCGUAUGAUGCUAAUUUCACGGUUCAGCUAAAUGUAAAAACUAAACUGUUACAACUAGUCCUACUGAAAUAACAGGUGUUUAGACAUUUUAGCUGUCCAAUUUUUUUCAACAGUGUUCACAGAUUUGAGUUUUCUGCUAUUUAGGAUUAGUUUUCUUGAUUCUUCACUUACUUUUUGUGCUUUUUUUGCUUCUUGGUGCUUUUUGCUUUCACAUCUUUCACUACAUUCAGCUCAUUUGACAGUUUAGCUUAGUUUCAGCUUACUUCAGCUAUUCAACAACUUCAACAAUCAGUUACCAAAUUUAGCAUAAACUGCUUAUUUCACAGUUCAGCUAAAUGUAAAGAUUAAACUGUUAAACUUGGCAAAGUGAAAUAACAGGUGUUUAGACAUUUUAGCUGUCCAGAUUUUUAUUUAAUGUUCACAGAUUAAAGUUUUUUUUUUGCCAUUUAGUAUUAUUUUUCUCUAUUCUUCACUUACUUUUUGUGCUUUAUUUGCUUGUUGGUGCUUUUUGCUUCUACAUCUUUCAAGACAUUCAGCUCAUUUUGACAGUUUUGCUUAAUUUCAGCUUCAGUUCAGCUGUCCAGCAUUCAAACAGCAUUUGUGCAAUAAAUGCAAUUUUUCUAGUUAUUAUUUAAUCUUCACAGUAUAUUUAUAGCCACUACAUUAGAAUGUUAAGAGGCUUGAAAAAAACGUUUUAAGCUAGCUUGGUUUGCAGAUUAGCUAUACCAACUUUAAAGGGAAAAAUGGCGCUUAAAUAAUGAGCUUUUAUUCCUAAACACAAAACACUGAUGAAGCUCCUCACGUAUCCUGGUCAUGAUAGUCCUGGUAGGUUCAAAUGAAAGUAGCUGGACAUCUUCGGGUCCUUGAAGACAUUUUGUUUCUCAUUUGAGGAACUUAGUCAAAAAUGAAGUGAAGUAAGCAGAGAUCCAAGCUUAUCAGCUGUGGUGAGCUGUUAAUGCUACGCUAGCUGAACUCCUCUCUACCUCCAGAGAAGGCCUCAGAUGCGUCAGGCCGGUCCAUUUGUGAGAUGUUUUAGUCAGAUGCUGAAAUGUGUGAAUUAGACUGAAACUGUCUGGGAUUAGGUUCAGGUUUAGGUUAUUGGUGUUACACGAUUACCCAAGUCACUUGUUUGGGUUAAGACUCGGCGGUCUACCCACAGCUUUAAAGAGCGCACGUCUGUUUGUUGAGCUCUAUUGGCUAUCCUUGGCCUUCCAUGUCACUGAUGUUAGCCCACAGAAUCCUGAUUGGAAAGACUCCCAUCUGUUUGAAGGCUGAUGUCAUAACUUGGUCACUUUGGUCAUCAAAGGAUUGUCGUUUAGCUGUGCCUACACCAGGCUCAGGACAAUCCAGACUCGUUUACUGUGUCGUUCCAUGAGGGUGGAGCCACCUACCAAGCGCUAACAGAGCAGCAGUAUCCCCGUCUAUCUUCAAGAAUACUAUGGGACCAAAAUCUUCAGAGAGCAUCUCCUAUCCUAGCACAUAUCCUUCCCCUACUCUUCUACACUUCACUCUCAGCAUGUUCUAGUUAGAAAUGACCACGCGCCUCAUGUCAGAACCAAAGAAGUCCAUUACCUUCAUUUGAACCUUCAAGGAUAAACAUAAAACACUUUUCUGUUGCAGGUUUGACUUUUCUGUAAUAGCUUUAAGGACUUUCUUACUGCUUUAAUGGUGUGGUUUACUAGUUUAUUCAAUACAUUUGUAGUGUUCUAUAGUGUAAAUCAAUGCCUUAUGAGUCAUUGAAAAAGUAAAAAGCUAUGUGUCCGGUUUGGAAGGCUGAGCUGACGUGGAGCGGAAGUUGCUAGUCGCGUGGCUGUGUGACCCAGACGCGGAGUAGCUGGCGUUGGGUUGGACAGAGCACGCGGUUUUAAUCUAGGAACAGCGACUCAGUGCUCGGAGAGAGCCGAGACUGAGCAGUGGUUCUGGAUAAACAAAAGAGCUGACUUACUGGUGGUAGGCAGCGUGGAAGGAUGUCUUCCUUGGUGAGAAUGGCUGGAGAGCCUGAGAACUCGGUUCAGUGUCUGGAACAAACGAUGACUGAGUGAUCACUUAGCGGCGAUGAUGUAGUCGAGCCACGCCGGUGAUAGGGAUGCUGGGUAGUGUAGUACUCAGACUAGUUGAGUCCGUGGGGGGUGGUCAGGAGUUGGAGUUCGUGACAGGACCCCCCCUCGAGGCACGGCCCCGGAAGUCCCCGGACGGCGGGCCCAGAAGUCGGACAUGAGAGUCGGAUUCAGGAACAAGCGAGCGGGCUCCCAAGUGUGCUCCUCCGGACCGUAACCUGCCCAGUCCACCAGGCACUGUCAACCACGGCCGCGGCGGCGGGCAUCCGGAAUCCUGCGGACAGUGUACACACGAUCACCAUCCACAUAGCGUAGCGGAGGCACCGGGGCCAGAGGAGGGUGAAGAGGGGAGGAGACCACCGGCUUAAGCUGGGAGACAUGGAAGACCGGGUGGAUCCUGAGAGAGGCCGGGCGGCGCAGCUGGUACGUGACCGGAUUGAUGACCCCAUGGACAGGGAAAGGUCCUAGGAAGGGGGGGGGGGGGGGGGGGGGUUUGCAGGAGCCGGACGGCAUCCUCAGAUUGGCAGAGGAGAGCCACGCCUGGUCACCGGGCUGGAAGAUGGGGCCAGGGCGGUGGCGGCGAUGUUGGUGGGAGUACUCCGCGUUGGUCCGAGUGAUGGCUGCACAGGCCCGGAUCCAGGCGAGGCGACACCGGUGGACCAGAGUCUGAGCAGCAGGGACUUCCACUUCAGGCACCUGGUGGCCGAACAGCAGGGGCUGGUACCCAUAACGCGUCUCGAAGGGAGACAUUCCAGUGGCAGAGGAGACGUGGAGGUUGUGGGACAGCUCCGCCCACAGGAGGAAGCGAGGCCAGGUCGAUGGUUUUGACGAGGUGAAGCAGCGCAAGUAGGAUUUUCAAAUUCUAGCAUUUCACCGGAAACUAAUGCAGGAGAUAGGUGUUGGAGGCCAAAUAUAAUAGGAACUAAUCAUAAAAAAAAAAAUUCAGUCAACCACACCUUUAAAGUUUCAAUGUGAGGUUGGCCUGAUUUCUAAACCAAACCGAGUUCAGGCUCAGGGAUGAACAUCGGUGUGCUGACAUGCUGAAGCGAAGCCACUGAAAAUGGUUUUCUUAGUUCUUAUUGACGUUGUUGCUUUAGUUUUUAAUUGUUUAUUAUUUCUGAUUAUUUUUUAUUUACUAGCUAGUGAAAGUUCUCUAAUGAAGCAUCGUUUAAAGAGGAUAACUGUAAGAACUGCUAACUUCGGUUUGCACUCUACACUUUAGAAAUUCAGCAUUGAAGAAAUCUAAUUUUGUUUCUGGAGUUAUUCCAGUUUUAAGAUGAAAGACUGACUUGUGUCAAAGGUCCCUCUGAAGCAAAGGUUUGGCAUUUUGGGAAUUGUGAUUGUUUGAGUCAGAAGAUCAAAUAAAAGUUUUAGUGAGUUUAGCUGAAGAUGACUUAAAUCCUGACUAAAACUCAACCAAGCACACACGUGUUUUUAUGUUCCUCCUGUAGUUAAUCUGCACAUUGGUGUGUUUAGCUUAGCACAAAGCAUGAAGCUGGGAACAAUUAGCGUCGCUCUGUUCUGGUCAUGAUCACUUCUCGCUGAAAUGUCAAAAUCCUAUUUUUACACUUCGUAUUUUAUACUCGGAUAUUAAAAAAUAAAUAUUUGUGAUACGUUCUGUUCCCCGUUUCCUAGCAGAGUUUGGCUAACAAGCCGCUAGAUUUAGGUGUUCUAAAGUCAAAAAGCUAAUUUCCAAAAGAGUUUAAAUGGAGCUUCUGUAGAAAUAUGUAAAAUAUCAGACUUAUUUUGUUCUAAAGCACAAUAUUUUAUCAUAUUGAAUCUUCCAGCGUGAUGCAACAAACUGUUGACACUGUAAAUAGCAAUCAGACGUGAUUUUCUGAUGCAUGAGUACGCAGUGCCACAAAACACAAUUCUACCUUUUUAUGUGUCCUCUGUUUUAGUUUUCUGUCCACUGAGCAGAAAAUGUCCGUUUGUAUGAGACUUUAAAUAUAGCGUAGUUUAAAAGUGACGGGUCUAAUUAUUAGUGAUGUUUUAUACGUAACACGAGUAUUUUACACAUGUCCUUGUGGUGUAAAAUGUCACCGUUUUUUAUGUACUGUGUACUCCUGAACAGUUGAAUACCAAUACUGAAAAACA
This is a messenger RNA of Nothobranchius furzeri (turquoise killifish), 12096 nucleotides long. It is a transcript of the gene clip1b, whose product is annotated as CAP-GLY domain containing linker protein 1b. The record is from RefSeq and is a predicted model, not a curated record. Gene Ontology annotation, cellular component: cell cortex; microtubule plus-end; nucleus. Gene Ontology annotation, molecular function: microtubule plus-end binding. Lineage: Eukaryota; Metazoa; Chordata; Actinopteri; Cyprinodontiformes; Nothobranchiidae. Gene Ontology annotation, biological process: positive regulation of microtubule polymerization; cytoplasmic microtubule organization.